UGGUGGUGAUGGCUGCCGCUGCGUCCCUGUCCCCGGAGGAACUGCUGCCCAAGGGCACCUCGGGCAAGGCCGAGGAGCUGGAGGAUGAACUGGAAGAAGAGGACGACGACGAGGAGCUGGACGAGACGCUGGCGGAGCGGCUGUGGGGGCUGACAGAGAUGUUCCCCGAGAGCGUCCGCUCGGCAGCUGGAGCCACCUUCGACCUGUCGCUGAUGGUAGCGCAGAAGAUGUACAGAUUCUCCAGGGCAGCUCUGUGGAUUGGGACCACCUCUUUCAUGAUUCUGGUUCUUCCUGUAGUCUUUGAAACUGAAAAACUGCAGAUGGAGCAACAGCAGCAGCUGCAGCAGCGACAGAUCCUCCUUGGACCCAAUACAGGGCUCUCAGGCGGAAUGCCUGGGGCCCUGCCUCCACUGUCUGGAAAAAUAUAAUUUGUGAAAGCUGUGUUGGAUUCUUAUCGUGUGGAAAGACCUUGAAAUUACUAUACAUUGAACUGUUGAUUUAUUGGGUCAGGGCAUUUUUUUCUGUUAGUUUUUAUUUUUUGUUCUCCUUUGGGACAUUGACCUGUUCAUAAGAAGGUGGGGGGAAAUCCCCCCUUCUUGACCUGAUGAUGGCUCCUGUCUGCAUCCUCCUGCCAUAGAAGUCGUGAGUCUUUCCUUUUAUUCAAUCACUAUGCCAUAACCAGUUACAGACUUGAACUGGGAGAGUUCCUCUCCAGCCUCCUUGCCCCCACAAAACCACCUUGGGGCACAGGUCAGGCCUUGAAAGGUGGCAAACAAAACCUAUCCUUUCCUGGCUGACUUUGAGCCGAAGAACACCGGUGACAGGAGGAGGAGUGACUUCCCCAGCAAAGGAAGGAGGGGGUGCAGGUAGCUGUGCCUCGUGGAAAACGCUCUUUGGGAAGAAGCAUCUGCAAAAAUACUGUCACUGCAAUGCUGUGUGUGCGUGUGUGCGCCAGAGCCGAGGGAGCAGCAGGCCAGGUUCGAGACGAUCACACCCGCACUGAUCCUCUGCCUCAUAAAGUAGAACUUCAGAUAUCAGCUGCGUAUUUUUUGUAUUGAAUAUUAAAUAAAUCCAA
Molecule: messenger RNA, 1075 nt
Organism: Indicator indicator
Lineage: Eukaryota; Metazoa; Chordata; Aves; Piciformes; Indicatoridae
Gene: TOMM22
Product: translocase of outer mitochondrial membrane 22
Exons: 4
Coding region: 9-428 (139 amino acids)
Biological process (GO): intracellular protein transport
Cellular component (GO): mitochondrial outer membrane
Source: RefSeq, a predicted model, not a curated record